AUGUAUUCCGAAGCGCCUUUUCUUUUCUCUUCUUUGCCCUCGUUUCACCGUUCCGGAGUAUUAUUGCAGCCGAGCAAGAUUGAGGCCAAGUGCUCAACCCUGGCCUCUGCUCGCUCACCCGCACCCGCAUCCACCCUCACUCCCACACCCCGCGUGAGACAUGCCGCCCAGGCCGUCCAGCUCGAAUCAUACCUGGAUUAUGGAGCCUCUCGGUCUGCAGAAGUGGGUGUGCGGCCAGAGCACCAGUUGGCGGCUCGAGGACCGCUGCGUCAGGCACUGGCACAGGCACUGGCGCUGGCACUGGCACUGGCACAGUACAGCGAUUGCGACGGCGAGGUUGCGGGUAACUGGUACGCGGCACCGACCCGAGCGACGCCAGCCCAGGCGCAGUCUGUGCGCGCUCGCUUCCGUACCGGCGGCGUUAUCGGUACUUACCGUCGGGCGGCCAAAGGGCCCGUGGCCCAAGUACGCGCUACGUCUGGAGUACGACGCGGCGCCUAA
Molecule: messenger RNA, 501 nt
Organism: Trichoderma gamsii
Lineage: Eukaryota; Fungi; Ascomycota; Sordariomycetes; Hypocreales; Hypocreaceae
Exons: 2
Coding region: 1-501 (166 amino acids)
Source: RefSeq, a predicted model, not a curated record